Molecule: messenger RNA, 1328 nt
Organism: Hydra vulgaris (swiftwater hydra)
Lineage: Eukaryota; Metazoa; Cnidaria; Hydrozoa; Anthoathecata; Hydridae
Source: RefSeq, a predicted model, not a curated record
AACAAAACAUAAAAAACACAAACUAUUAACAAAGAAGAAAUUAGUCAGCUAAUUGAAAGCAAGAUACACAGUUCUGAUGAUGAAAUUUUAUCUGACAAUAACAAUGUUAUUGAAUCCAGACACAAACAUGGGCAUAAAAAACACUACUGUCUUAUUUUAAACUUCUCUCAAAAAUCCCAAGGCAUUUAGAACAUAAUCAUAAACAUGAAGAACUUGUUAUAGAAGCCCUUCAUUAUCCAAAAAAAAAAGUAAAGAGCGAAGAAAUAUGUAGACUUAUAUAGAGAGGAAAGGUGAUUUUAAUGUAAAUAUAAAUAACAUUAAAAAUUCUAAAAAAAUAACAUCUGUAAGAAAAUGUACAGUCAACAAAGAUGAUGAGCUAUUGCCUUAUGAAUAUUGUUAUGGUUUUUUCAGAGCAAGGAAACUUUGUGAACAUGUUUCAAAGUGUUUUAGGCGUGGUAGUGAUAGCAACGAAAUAAGUUAUAUGAAAGCUUCUCAAAUAUUAGUAGGCCAAUCCAGUUUGACCGACAAUGCUAAAAUUGUACAUGAGUAUAUACUUACAACUAUGAAACAUGAUAAACUUCACCUUGUUAUUCGCAAUGAUAAGUUAUUAUUGACCUAUGGAGCAGUUGAAGUUGGUAGAAAAGAAAGAGAUCGUUACCAUGAUGUAGGCUAUGCACUUCGAGUUUUAGCUAAGUUAUUGUUGCAAUACAGAAAACAGUUUAAUGCAGAAGAUGCAUCUGCCAAAGAUUUAGUCAAUACAAAAAACUAUGAUAUCAUUGUUUCUUCUAUGAAAGUUUGUGCAGAUUAUUGUGGACCAAGAAAAAUUGGAAAUCCUUAUCUCGUUUUAAGAAUAGGAUAUUCUUAAAAACUUUAGCUAUAAUAGUCAAGUUAGAGUACCUGAAAUUAGGAUUACAAGACAUGGUUAAAAACAUUCAAAAUUUUUUAGAGCUAUUGGAAUCAGACUACAGUAUUUUUUUAAACAAUGCACGUAGUGUAUAUGAUUUACGAAAAGCCAAUGCACCAGAUAUGUUGCCAGAAGAAAGUAACAUUAAAGUUUUAAGAAAUUAUUGUGUUAGUGAAAUCAGCAAGUAUUUAAACAAUACGAUUCUUACAUCUAAUGAAUAUAUACAUUUGUGUAAACUUACUUAUGUAAGAUUACUAACAUUUAAUGCUAGGCGAGGUGGAGAACCUGGAAAGUUAACAUUAGCAGAUUGGGCUAUGGUAAAAAAAGGCAGGUGGAAACGCCAAACUGACAUAGAUGCUUUAGAUAAUCCAAUAGAAAAAAAGCUUGCAGAACGAUUUAAACUAUGUUACAUUGAAGGCAAAAA